AUGGCCGCGCGAAUUCUCCACCCCACAUAUCCUCCGUUCGUCCUCCUCUGCAUCCGCCCCCUAUUUAUCUCUCCCAUCCUCUGCCCUCCUCUCAACCUCCCCCACACUCCCAAUUCUCACCGCGAGUUCUCCACCACUUGCAUCAAAUUCUGGUUCCUCCUCGCAAAAAUCACAAUGAAGUUCGGCAAGAGUCUGAACAACCAGACCGUGGAGACGCUCCCCGACUGGCGCGACAAGUUCCUGUCCUACAAGGACCUCAAGAAGCAGCUCAAGCAAAUCGGCGCCGUAGCCGGCACUGGCGAGCGGCGGAGCAAGCGCCAGCGUGUGGGCGACGGCGAUGACCCCAGAGGAGGCCGGGUUUGUCACCCUCCUCGACGCCGAGCUCGACAAGUUCAACGCCUUCUUCCUAGAGAAGGAGGAGGACUACGCUUCAUCCGGAUGAAGGACUGGUCAAGAUCCUCAAGAAGUACGAGGACCGGCGCACUGAUCCGCCUGCCCUUCAUCCAGAACGUAAUGCAGGAGCCAUUCUACGCUACCGACGUCCUGUACAAGCUCGUCAAGGAGUGUGAGGAGAUGCUGGACCAGCUCCUGCCCCGAAACCAGCGGUCUGUGCCAAGCGAAGACGACGGUAAAGAAGACAGUGACAGCGACGACAAGCCGGCGAAGCCCAGCGCCUCGCUGGCCAACGGCAAUGGCACUGGGGACAUGUGGAGGAAAUCGAGGACAUGGAGAGCAUGUACAUGA
This is a messenger RNA of Miscanthus lutarioriparius, 744 nucleotides long. The record is from the annotation of a GenBank genome assembly. NCBI's taxonomy places the organism in Eukaryota, Viridiplantae, Streptophyta, Magnoliopsida, Poales, Poaceae.